Paramuricea clavata is the source of this 411-nucleotide messenger RNA. The record is from the annotation of a GenBank genome assembly. NCBI's taxonomy places the organism in Eukaryota, Metazoa, Cnidaria, Anthozoa, Malacalcyonacea, Plexauridae.
AUGGAGGAGUCUGGUAUCCUUCACCGUGACAACAGGUUACACAUGUUUGUGUUGCAUUUGAUAUAUACUCCAAGAAUAAACAGAGCACUCGAAUCAUUUGUUUCAGCCUGGAAUCAACAUACAAUGCGCACAGAGCGAAAUUGGUCCCCUCUUCAAAUGUGGACUAAUGGCAUGUUAGAUAUCAGAAACCACCAACUAUCAGCAGUUGCAAAUGUUGCUGAUUCAGAAACUGGUUUUGACGACCUUGAAUGGUUUGGAUUUGAUCCAUAUGCACCAACACCAGAUGAUGAAGGGCUAACUACAGUUGUGGUAGAUGACGUUAAUAUAGAUGUGGAAGACCAUAUUCUCAACCAGCUCAUAAACAACACAAAUCCCUUACAGAACUCCGUUUUUACUGAAUGCUGGUAUUGA